This is a messenger RNA of Colletotrichum destructivum, 2421 nucleotides long. RefSeq names its product Putative HBS1-like protein. The record is from RefSeq and is a predicted model, not a curated record. The transcript is spliced from 4 exons. Bases 1 to 2421 code for a protein of 806 amino acids. Gene Ontology annotation, biological process: translational elongation; translation. NCBI's taxonomy places the organism in Eukaryota, Fungi, Ascomycota, Sordariomycetes, Glomerellales, Glomerellaceae. Gene Ontology annotation, molecular function: GTP binding; translation elongation factor activity; GTPase activity.
AUGUCGCGCCACCAGGCAGUUCGCAAUCUCGACUACGAUGAGGCCCUCGACGAGUACGAAGGCGAAGAUUUUGAUGAUGAGAACGAGGCCGAUCAGCUCAGCCCCGAGGAUCGCGAUGCCAUGAAUGUUGGAACCGCAACAGUGCAAAGCGCGCUGGGUCCUGACGCCGACAAAGUGACGGCGCAGCAAAUUCAGGAUGCACUGUGGUACUACUACUAUGACAUUGAUAAGACAGUGUCAUAUCUGCAGAAGAAAUUCGUUGCGCCGCCCCCAGCCCCAAAGCAGGAGCCUAAAAAGGCCAAGGAUGAUGGUUUUGGUCUUGAGAGCAUGGGUGGUGAGGUAACGGACUACGACAUCGCAACUGUUCCAGCAUAUCCCAUACGACAGACGGUUUCCCUUUCUCCGUCUUCAUUUUUCCAUGGCAUCCCUUGGAUGAAUAUACCCAGCAACCGACAGGCUGUCCUCGUCCCGCCCCGGCCUCUGCCUGGCGGUCUCCUCGGCGGCGGCGAAGGUCCAAAGCUUUCCAAGUUGCAGGCAUUGGCUGCGGCGCGAAAGAAGAAGGCGGCAACGGAGGCGAAAAAUCCAGACGACAAGGUCGACCGAGCGGAGAAGAGAAUGUCAACUUUGGCUAUCGAUGAGUCAUCGAAGGGGGGUCAGAGACCCGGCUCUAGCAUCCUCGCCAAACGACAGAAGCUGGCAGCAGACUCGGCCUCGGGAGCUCAAGCUGCGACGCUCGUUUCGCGGCCACGACAGGACGAACCUGCGCCAGGUCCAUCUGGUAUGGAUGUUGAUGAUGCGCCAUCUCCUGGAAAUAUUGACGAAGCCGAGGUUGACUGUUUGGUGGUGCCUCCGACAAGACCAUCUGCCUUUGCUCAGACACUCUUUGGGUCUGCUCAGAAUUCUGCCGCCGCCUCUCAGACGUACACUCUGCCGUACAUGGACUCUUCCACCUUUGUGCCUAGUGCUUUCUCCCAGCCGAGCCCCGAUGACAUCGUGCUCGCAGCUCAGGCGAAAGCGGGCACUAAGUUCGACGCUGCUGCCGCCAAGAGCGCCACCAAGAAAGUUGUCACCAAACCGACAGGCUCCCAGACGCCUACUGGUGAGAUGAAACAGCUUCAGCUAGACGACUCGGCAGCUCCCAAGAACAAGAAGCUGAACGUUCUCAAGGAGUUUGAGAAGAGCGAGAACAAAAGGAGUGCCAGCUUUGUUGUUGUCGGCCACGUCGAUGCUGGAAAGAGUACGCUGAUGGGCAGGCUACUUCUGGAACUGAAGUAUAUUGAACAACAUCUUAUCGACCGGUAUCGAAGACAGGGUGAGAAGACGGGAAAGUCUUCGUUUGCCCUCGCAUGGGUGAUGGAUCAACGAGAGGAAGAGCGCGAGCGAGGUGUCACCAUUGACAUCGCCACCAACCAGUUUGAAACCGAGAAGACACGUUUCACAAUCCUCGACGCCCCAGGCCACAGAGACUUCGUACCCAAUAUGAUCGCCGGAGCCAGUCAAGCAGACUUUGCGAUUCUCGUCAUCGAUGCCAACACGGGAGCUUUCGAGAAGGGUCUUAAGGGUCAGACCAGAGAGCAUGCUCUCCUGCUGAGAAGUCUGGGGGUGCAAAGAGUCAUUGUUGCUGUCAACAAGCUGGACAUGGUGGGGUGGUCAAAGGAUCGAUUCGACGAGAUCUCAGAGCAAGUCACUGGAUUCAUGAAGGGCAACGGGUUCCAGCUUAAGAACGUCACUUUUGUGCCCAUAUCCGGGCUUACUGGUGCCAACCUGGCGCAGCGGCCGGACGACGAGGCUCUUUCUUGGUACGAUGGCCCAACACUGAUCGAGGCGCUGGAAGAUUCGGAUCCGAUGGCGAGAGCACUCGAGAAGCCAUUCCGGAUGUCUAUUUCGGAAAUCUACCGGACGCAACAGAGUCAGCUUACUGUGGCCGGGCGGAUAGAAUCUGGCACGGUGCAAAACGGAGAGGCGUUGAUUAUUCAGCCAAGUGGAGAGCCGGCAUCAAUACGAUCGAUCGAAGUGGAUGGCGAGGUGCAAGACUGGGCAGUCGCAGGGCAAAAUGUCAACAUUGGCCUGUACGGCAUCGACCCGAUCCACGUGCGGGUGGGCGACAUCAUUAGCACCAAGGCAGCGCCCAUCGAGACGAGCGAUACAUUGACGAUGAAGGUACUGGCCUUUGACCACUUGAUGCCGAUGCCAGUAGACGUUCAUCGCGGUCGCCUGCACGCCGCGGGCAGAGUGGAGGCCAUCCCAGCCGUGUUGGACAAGUUGACAGGAAGCACGGUGAAGAAGAACCCCAAGAUCGUGCAGCCGGGCAAGGUCGCGCGGGUUGUCGUUAAGCUGGAGUCCAAGGUGCCGUUGGAGGCGGGGCAGCGAGUGGUGCUAAGAAGCGGCGGAGAGACAAUUGCUGCAGGGCUACUGGAGUAA